CAUCAACCUUCGACCUUACCAUCCAUUUUUGAGAGAGGAGCUCUGCAAAAUACUAUCUCCACCUCUUCCAUUCGAACCAAGCUCAAGAAGAAGGAGGAAGAAAGAAGGAGAAAAGAAGAGAGGAGGAGACUUGGGGAUUAACAAGGUAUUUCAAGAACCUUCACGGAGUUGAAAGGGUCGCCGGAGUUGUUGCCGGAGUUCGUUGAAGUUCACCGGAGUUUCACCGGGGCCAAAUCGGAGAGGCUAGAACUUCAUAAGCUUCAUUAAGGUAAGGUCAGACAGAACAAUUUGUGGCUGCCGGAGGUUAUACAGUUUUAUCCCCCGUUCAAAACAUAGCUUCUCGUUGCGCUGAGUAGGAAGGGUUUAGUCACUUAGAGCAAAUUUCAUCAAGAUGCGGCUCAUUUCUCAAAAGAAGAAGGAGACUAACUCAACGACAACCUCAACCUACAAAAAUGCUAGAGUGACAACAACAGAUAUGCCUCCCACAUUAGAAACAAAAACUGUAAAUCGUAAAUCGUCUAAUAUAUCCUCACUGCCACUAAGAAACUCAUUGCCACCUAAUAAGAGGUGUACUGCUCCCACACCUCAAAGAAAUACGCCCCCCAUCAACAAAUUCAUGUUUCCAACUAAAGAAGUUAGAACACAGUCGAACUCGACUUUUCAAAGAUCAAAUGUGUCAAUUGGUACUGCUCCUAAAAGAAAGAUCAUAGGGGACACUACACAUCCCAACAGUUCUUCUGGAGCUUUUUCACCACCAAGCAACAAUAAUCAUGGACAGAAAGAUAAUGAUGAAGCACUAAGUGAUGAAGCGAAUGACUUUAUCUCCUCACCGAGGACCACCAGUGAGGUUCCAACACGAGGGCCGUGCAAACAGAUUAAAACUUCACGUAUGGUGCGGACCACUAGACAAAGACUUAAAGUUGUAUACAAUGGAGUGACUAGACGUGCAACUAGUGCAGAGAUACAUAGUCUAUUAGUUCAUGACAUUGGAGCUAUUGUGAGGACACAUUGCCCAAUGGAUACAGGGUACUGGAGUACAAUUUCUUCUAACACUAUGACGGACCUCAUAGAUGAGAUAACUACAAACUUUGAUGUGGACCUACAAGACAAGGAGAUGAAGGGUUAUAUCUCCAGACUUUAUGCUGGAAGGUACAUAGAGUUCAAGGCUGAGCUAAGUAAAUACUUCAAGUCAUGCAAAACACUUGAGAAGGCAUUGGAAACACCACCUCGAGGGAUGCAAGAUAGAGAUGCUGAUGAAUGGACCAAGUUGUGUGAUCAUUUCAGUUCUGAAAAAUUCAUGAAAUCCUCCGUAGCUAAUACAAGCAACCGUUCUAAGAAAAAACACAAUCACCGCACAGGUUCUCGCCCCAUCGCAUACAUUGUAGAGGAAAUGGCAGCGGGUGGUUCAAAAUUUCCUGAAGUUGACACAUUUGAAUAUACUUACACUGGAAAAGAUAAGUCUUGGAAGAGUGACGAAGCUAAGGCUCAACAUGAUGAAAUGCUAGAAAAAACAGAUGAGUAUCUCUUGGGUGUGAUAAGAGAGCAGCAACUUCCUGAAGAUACUCCCUUAGAAGAGGUACCUGUUGAUAAUCCGGAUGCUGGACUUGAUAUUAUGGUAUCUGUUCUAGGUGUAAAGCCUGGGCGGAGAAUUCGUGGUUGUGGAGAUGGACGUCUUCGGGAUACCAAUUUAAAACAAAAGCAUAUGGAGAAUGAGUUAGCCGUUGAACGUGCUGCGAGAAAAGCUGCUGACAUGGCCCGAUUAGAGACAGAGAAAAGGUUACAAAAGAAAAUAAAGGUUAUGGGAAAACAAUUCAAUUCAACAUUGGAGGCAUGGCACACUUCACUACAACAGUCGUACAGUAAUGUCCCGGGGUUUAUUCUACCACCUUUUACAGCAUUACCAGUUGAUAUUGAUGAUGAGGUUGAAGAUGAACCAUAUGAUCUUGAUUAAGAUAAUCAUGGGCUUCAUGGCCAGAAGCGGUUAUUUUUUUGAUAUUAGAUUAACUUAUUAUAGACUAGAUCAAAACAUUUUAAGAUAUUACUUUUUCUUUCAUUAUGAAAGAAUGAAGAUCAGAUCAGAGUAUCUAUUGUUUUUGUACCUGUUACUUCAUAUGUAUACAUUGGUCUAGUCAUUAUAUUAAAAUAUGUAUUUGUGGCUGCAAGAAUAUGAUUUCUAUCACUAUAUCGAUGCAAAUUAACUUUUGCAUACGAAAGUAUAGUAUGUUGCAAACUCGUAUGUUAUCUUGUGACGUUUGUGCUCUUUAUGAUUUC
This is a messenger RNA of Cuscuta epithymum, 2271 nucleotides long. NCBI's taxonomy places the organism in Eukaryota, Viridiplantae, Streptophyta, Magnoliopsida, Solanales, Convolvulaceae. The record is from the annotation of a GenBank genome assembly.